AUGGACCUCGGCGGGGCCACCGUCGAGGACGGCGCGCCGCGGCGAGGCGACCGCCUGGCGGCUGCGCGGUUUAACCUUCGCCUGAUCUUCUACGUCUGGUUCUGGUACCGGCUAAUCGACAGCAACAGCUACGGAGCCUUCCUCGACAUCUACCUGUCGGAGCUCACAGGCGGCCGCGCGUAUUUCGUGGGCGUGGUGGAGACGGUGAUGUCCUUGACCCAGGUAGGGCUGGCGUUUCCCCUCGGCUACUUGUCUGACAAGCAUCCGAGGUCGUCGGUAAUGCGGGCCAGCGUCUUCCUCGGCAUCUUGGCAUGCAUAUGCUUCUUCUCCGCAGUUCUCUCGGACUCUAAGCCAGGCCUGGUGGCCGCUGCUGUGGCGUACGCAGCUUACAAGGCCAACUACUGCGGAACGAUGGACAUGGUGAUGGCCGACUGCGCCACGCCGGCGACGGCCGCGCCAGUGGCCGCACGCAAGACGCAGUUCGGCACCCUGGGGGCGUCGUUUGGCCCCCUGGCGCAGCUGGCGCUGCUGGCGGCAGGGCUCGGGCGGGGCGGGAGUGCCGAGGGCGCGGAGCCGUGGAGCCUGCCGCAGCUGCGCGGCCUGAUCCUCGCCAGCUGGGCCGCGUUCCCGCUCAUCGCGCCCGCGCAGUGCGUGUUCCGGGACAUGCCGCUCAGACCGCCCGCCGAGGGCCUGCGCGAGAGCCCAGAGGGGCUGGGCGAGCCGUUCACGCCCACAGCUUCCGAGGCCUCCUCGGUCGAGAGCGGCCCGCGGCGGCCGCCGAGGCCGUGGUGGGUGGUGCCCGCCCUGCUGGAGGGCUUCCGGCUGGCCCUGGUGCUUUGCUUUGGCAUAUCCGUUCGCUACCUCGCCCUCAUGUUCAGGAGGGGGACUUCGGCUUCACGCCCGAGGCGGUGGCCGUCCUUUACGUCGUGUCCCCGCUGCUGCAGACGCUGA
Prorocentrum cordatum is the source of this 951-nucleotide messenger RNA. NCBI's taxonomy places the organism in Eukaryota, Dinophyceae, Prorocentrales, Prorocentraceae. The record is from the annotation of a GenBank genome assembly.